GGCGCGGCGGCUCCGGGCGGCGCUGCCCGGCGCCGGGGAUGCACCCGAACGCCACGGCCCCGGCCGUGCCCCUGCACCCGCACCCCAGCGCCUACGCCAACGCCUCCAACCGCUCCGACCUGCUCCCCAAAGUGCCCGACGAGGAGGACCUGGACGUCAACACCGACAUCUACUCCAAAGUGAUGGUGACCGUCAUCUACUCGGCUCUUUUCUUGGUGGGCACGGUGGGCAACUCCAUCACGGCGUACACGCUGGUGCGGAAGAAGUCGCUGCAGAACCUGCAGAGCACCGUGCACUACCACCUGGCCAGCCUCGCCUUCUCCGACCUCCUCAUCUUCCUCCUCUGCAUGCCCAUCGAGCUCUACAACUUCAUCUGGGUCCAUCACCCCUGGGCUUUCGGGGGGGCCGUUUGCAAGGGCUACUACUUCCUCCGGGACGCCUGCACCUAUGCCACGGCACUCAACAUCGCCAGCCUCAGCGUGGAGCGCUACAUGGCCAUCUGCCACCCCUUCAAAGCCAAGAGCAUCAUGUCCCGCAGCCGCACCAAGAAGUUCAUCAGCUGCAUCUGGAUCGCCUCCUUCCUGCUCGCCAUCCCCAUGAUCUUCACCAUGGGGCAGAUCUACGGCAAGGACCAGGAUCCCGACUCGCUCAUCUGCACCGCCAUCGUGGACACCUCCACGCUCAAGACGGUCAUCCAGGUCAACACCUUCAUCUCCUUCGUGUUCCCCAUGGUGGUCAUCUCGGUGCUCAACACCGUCAUCGCCAACCAGCUGCUGGUGAUGUUCAGGCAGGCGGCCCAGGAGAACCAGGUGUGCACCAUCGGCGGCCAGCAGACCAUGCUCAGCAUGUCCAUGGAGCCCAGCAGGGUGCAAGCCCUGAAGCACGGCGUCAGGGUGCUGCGUGCUGUGGUGAUUGCCUUCGUGGUGUGCUGGCUCCCUUACCACGUACGGCGCCUCAUGUUCUGCUACGUCCCCUCCAGCCACUGGACAGAUUUCCUUUACAACUUCUACCACUACUUCUACAUGCUGACAAACGUCCUCUUCUACGUCAGCUCAGCAAUCAACCCCAUCCUCUACAACCUGGUGUCGGCAAACUUCCGCCAGAUCUUCCUCUCCACGCUCACCAUCCUGUGCCUGCCGUGGAGGAAGAAGAAGAAACGCCUGGCCUUCACCAGGAAAUCCAACAGCAUCUCCAGCAACCACACAUUUUCCAGCCAGGUCACAAGGGAAACUACAUACUGAAGCCAAAGGUGGAGGAGGAACGCGAUUCAAAACUUGAGAGAGGCCUCUGUGACUUUCAUGCAUGGUCUCCAAAUUCACACAACACAAAUGUGUUCAGCAAAGUCAUUUUUGUUGGAAAAAAUAGGCUUUGUUCUGCCAGUAACUUUGAGGUUAUUUUCGAGCAUUGGCCUUGCCUCUUGUGAGUAAUGUCUACAUGUAUUGUAACUUCAGUCUGGCAUAAAUCCAGGUGUGGUGUUAACUGGGAAGCCAAAAUGUGCUCAACUUAGGCAAAGCUGUUCUGCAUUUCAUCCUCUUCUCAGUGCAGAGAUGCCGUGUUCACAUCCAAGGGUUUGAGAUCCUGGUGGCACCCAGCAGAGUUUGAUGAGGAGAAAGAAGCUUUGAACAGAAAGGGAAGUUCUUGGAGAAUGGAAUGCUCAUCUGUGGGAUGCUCCAUGAACGAGGAGUGAGAACUCAGGGAGCCAGGUGGUUAUUUUAGAAAUAAAUCUCCAUUGGGACUAACAUGACCGAGGUGCUCAAGAGAGCCACUCUGGCUCCUUGAAAUUAAAUAAGAACAGAUGAUGCCUUACCUAGGCUGGGGUGGCUGUGGCCUGGGCAGGGGGUCACCUUUGGCUUUAGGGCAUGCACAGUGCCUGGCUUUGGUACCACUGCCCUGAUAACAGAGUCUCUGGCAAAGUCAAGAAUGCAGAGGCUGUGCCCAGAUGGAGUGCUGAAAAUGAAUAGAGAUGGAAAAUCUUCCUUUUGCCAUACAGCCAAAUCCUAUUUUUUACCAUGGAGAACAGUUUGCUGGCCUGCAUCAAGAGAUGAGAAAACUCUGAGCUUAUGAGGGCUCCAGCUGCUGAGAUAAGAGCAAUCUGCCCCAGUUCUGUGGGACCUUCAGAUUUUUCCCAUUCUUAUUCCAGUUUUACUUGUUUCCUCACCAUUUCCACAAGGCUGACAUCUCAGUAGCAGGUCCUCUUGUUCUACUUUUUCUUUUAUUACUUUUUGCUACCAGAACUGUCGGCACACUUAUCUGCACCCCCAAUAUUCAGAUAGUUCAAAUGCAGAGCAUAAGGAAGUCUAAACUGGGGAGUCUUCACUCUAAACCCACUUUCUUUUAACAAGCCAGAGGAACAGAAAUAAGAUCUGAGAAUUCUCUUUGAAAUUUCCCAGCUGGUAAGGAGAGGUAGCAUGAGCUUUUCUGCCAUUUGGUUCCACCUCUAACAGCUCCUUAUAUGAUACAGGAAAUUGCUCCAGAGUCUUUAGUAGUGAAACAACAGGGCUCAGGGACAAGCUAAAGGGCUUUUUCCCAGAUGGUGACCUGAACAAACCUGGAAGUGACCAAUCACCCUGAGCAGCCUUUGCUGGGGGUGACCUGGUGUCAUCAGGAGAGCAGGACUUGCCUCUGGAAGGUGACAAAGUAGAAGAGUGGGCUCAGUUUGGCUUCCUGAGCCCCUGUGGUCCCUAAGUGAAGCCACAGUGCUGGAGGUGUGGAUUGGCCCAAGUGAGGGUCACACAGUGAUGGAACCAGUGACUGAACCACUGGUGACACCCCCUGCUACAGAUGGUGCAUCACAGAAUCCCAGAACAGGUCAGGUUGGAAGGAACACACAGGAAUCAUCAAGUCCAGCUCCCCAGACUCGUGGUUUAGGUCCUGUUGGGCUCAGCACUAGAGGAAAUAACAAAUAACAUUUGGGGGCAUUUGCUGUGAGCUGUUGGUGAUGAGUGAUACUUUUGGGGCAUUUAUAACCUGAACUCAGCCCAUCAGCCACACCUGCCAGGCAUGGGAGGUGAUUUUAAUGCCUAGUACAGAACCCCUGCAAAAGAAAGGGCUCAAAAUAAAAGUCAGUGGGGCUUUAGUUUCUUCUGAUCCAGCCAAGCUUCUGCCAUGCCUUCUUGUGUUCCUUGCCCUGCUUGUCCCAAGCACAGGGCAGAGAUUCUAUUUGACCAAGCACUUCUGUUGCUCAUGGACUCUUGACUCCUCUUUGACAAAGAAAACAGAUAGUGGCACACAAAUAAAUAAAUUGAAACAAAAGGGCAAAGGGAGACUGAUCUCUUCAGAAGGAAAUCUGUGAGAAACCAGCAAGUAUUUUCUGUGUAUGGUGUGUGUGGAAUGGCUUGGGCAGGUUGGAGGAAGAACACCUGCUCAUCCUGCCUAGUGGGAAAAUCCAGGUACCAUCAACAGGAGAGGGGAAAGAUCUGCCUUGAGAGGAAGAGGAGUCUUGAUAUCACACAUUUAACAUUGGCCUUCCACGCAAGACACUUCAAAAGUUUCUGGAUGACCCAAAUUUUUUUAUUUCACCUCUAAAUAGCAGCUGGGAGGAGCUUUCUGAAAACUCCCAGGGAAGCUGUAACUGCAUUGUUUGACUUUCAUUACAAUUUAACACCCUGCAUGUCUUAUUUGCUUUUGAAAUAUUAAACAUUAUUACUACACUUGUUCAGCACCAACCUGCUUAAACAUGCUUGAUUAUCUUAGCAAACACUGUACAAAAAUUGUUGUUUCACAUAAGAAGCUUGCUUUAGACUUUCACUACUGAGAUACACUGGCAGUUGACAGAAUAUUUGAUCACAGCUCAGAGAAACUGGCAGGUUUAUUUUUGGUUUGACAUGACAGUGGGAAAAAGCUGGAAUAAAAGUGAAUUUAUCAUAAACCAUUUCCACAGUGCUUGUUGGGCCACUCGAGUGCUGAAGAGCUGGGGGAAUUUGAGGGAUUUAUCCAAGUGGUUUGCUGACUCCUACAGCUCUGUUCUUGCAGUUUAACAGGAAAGCAGACCUGGGCCCAUGGCCUUAAUCUGAGAUACCUCUCCCACUGGCCAAAUCUGACAUCCUUGAGCUGACAGUGUGAGUUACAGCUGCCUUCAUCCUCUCUUCCAUCCUCUCCUAAUUUUGCUAUAUUCAGCUUAGAGAUGUGGCUCCCUUGAGCUCAAAGAAGUGAGGAUAAAAAACCCCCAUGGUUUCCAAAGAAUCACUGAACAGUUUGGGUUGGAAGGGACCUUAAACAUCAUCCAGUUCCAAACUCCAGCCAUGGGCAGGGACACCUUUUCAUGAAUGGUUGCUCCAAGUGUCCAACCGGCCUUGGAAAGGAAAGCUGAUGCA
Molecule: messenger RNA, 4313 nt
Organism: Oenanthe melanoleuca
Lineage: Eukaryota; Metazoa; Chordata; Aves; Passeriformes; Muscicapidae
Gene: NTSR1
Product: neurotensin receptor 1
Exons: 4
Coding region: 39-1241 (400 amino acids)
Biological process (GO): neuropeptide signaling pathway
Cellular component (GO): plasma membrane
Molecular function (GO): G protein-coupled neurotensin receptor activity
Source: RefSeq, a predicted model, not a curated record